Molecule: messenger RNA, 346 nt
Organism: Ambispora gerdemannii
Lineage: Eukaryota; Fungi; Glomeromycota; Glomeromycetes; Archaeosporales; Ambisporaceae
Source: the annotation of a GenBank genome assembly
AUGGAUGCACUACUGCCACAGAGAUUCACUGUCCCGGGUAAAGGUGCAUUACCACUAAAGUGGAUGGAUGCACUACCGCAAAGAUUCACUGCCUCAAGUAAAGGAGUGUUACCACGAAAUGGAUGGAUGCACUACCGCAAAGGUAGAGGUGGAUACACUACCACAGAGGUGAUUGCCCGAGUAAAGGAGUGUUACCACGAAAGUGGAUACACUACCACCACGGAGAUCACUGUCCCAGAAGAAGAAACUUCGAAGAAAAGAAAGCUAAAGAAACAACUCGCAAAAAAUCUCUCACUGAGUGUAAAUAGUACUAGCAAGAAAGAAGUGUGGAUAUACUACCACAAAG